AGGCUUCUGAAAGUAUAUAAAUCACCACUUAAAUUGGUAUCUUAUUAAAAACAACUUGCAUACAUUUCUAACAAAACUGACUGAUAUCAUGUGACUCCUAAAUUUCUUAGUCACUCCCAAAACAAAUGUAUUUAAAAAUAAACUUUAGUCGCAUCGCAUGAAUCACGUUUUACUCCCUGAACCCAACUGAUAAGAACAGACUGAUAGUUCUGAUAAAUCACUUUCACUUUCAGUUCUGUCAGAAAACCAUCAGCAAUAUUUUUGUUCUUUUCCUCAAAUCAACGUGAAGCAGUUGCCACACCGUGUGCAUCAUGACUCACAAUAAGGUGCCAAAAUCACUUGAGGGGGAGGAAACCCCACACAAACACAGGAAGUGCUGCAUUUCACACACAGGGACAGAGAGUCUGAGGUCUGUGCUCUGCUCCACUGAUUCUGGGAUAAGAUUAACCUGGCCGAGAGUUACAUUAUUGUUGCUCGUGACAGCGCAGCCUCAAAAAAACACUGUGAAAAGUUGUGUUAUUUUGGUGCGUUAUGAGACUGAGGAAGUAAUAAAACAGCACAGAAUGUGCAACCAAUUGAGGAUCUGUCAAAUUAGGAGUGGAAAGUGAAAGUAGGUCUUGUUUUAUUGAUGUUUAAUGCUGAUAUUUGACUUUGUCCAUCCAAUUGUCUUUCCAACUUUUUUGCCCCUGAAAACCAUGGCUGAUAUGCAGAUUCUGGCUAUAAAGGGGGAAAAAAGGAAAAAUAUCACUAAACAGCUACUGCGGUGAAGGAGUUGCUUAAGUAUUUCUUCGCUUGAGUAUCUGUCAUUACCAUAACAUGGUUAACUCAGCAUGUUAGAAUAAUGUCAUUGACCUGAGUGCUUCUGACCGAGGAAGGUUAUCAGUGGGGAAGAAUUCUGACCAGAUGACAGAGCAAAGGGACCACCCACUGUUACUGGAGCAUGGAUGUUGUAGUCCACAUUUACAAGAAUCUGUUUCAAUUAGUUGGCCAAAUCAGUGGAAAAUUAUGAUUUUUUUUUUUUUUUUUUUUUUUUAAGAAGGCUACAAAUAUUCCAUGUAGUCGCCCAGUUUAUAUGAGCUCAUAAAACUGUUUGAGAUGGGAGUCCUCAUAUGUAACUAACUGUGUAAACCACAAAAUUCCCAAAUUGCACCACAGACUUUUAAUUUCCUUCACAAACGCCUCUUGUAACCCAGGGAACUGAUUGAGAAAGAAUUCCUGAGUAUCUGUUACAAACGGCAAAUGAACUUGAAUCUCAAAUAUUUCAUCACUGGUUUAUAUCACCUCCCUCAUUCAUUUCAUCACUGGAAUCUCUCACUCGCACCAUUAUCUGGGUACAAAAAAAUAUAUAAUUUGAACAUUUAGGCAACACUCUGGCGCCAUCUAGUGAACACCUUAAAGAAAUCAUUAUUUUAUCGCCACAUAACUUCUAGGCAUAUGCGUAUAACUUAAUUAGCCACUAGAUGGCGUAGUGAUGUUGAAAAUAACUGCUAUUAAACAGACUAAAAAACAACAACAACAACAAAAAAAAAAAACAGCCAGUCUUUUAGAGCAACUAAGGAAGUUACAGUGAUAAAUUGUGCCAUAAUGUAGAGUUUCGUCAUUUCAGCUUAGUUGGGUAGAAGAGGAAUCCAUAACACUCACACAUUGUUUUUAUAUUCAUGUGUGUGACGGUCAGUUACUAAAUUAUCAUAGGCUGCCUACCCAGCUGGACAAUCCAACUUAAAAUAUUAAAUAUGUUUUGGAACAUGGUUGUCAAACCAGGGUGGUCUGCAAGCUUCCCAUUUAAGCAUGCUAAAUUGUAUGCUUGUAUUGUACUUCAUUUCCUAACACACUUAAGUGCACUUUGUGAUCAUUUCAAAUUGAACGCUUUAAUUUAAAAUGUCCUUCAAGUGCUUAUUUUGAUGUCUACCUACGAAAGCACAUCUAAAGUAGCCUGAUUAUCAUGAUUUGACUGUAGUAUUACUAAACUGCAGCUUCAUCAUUACAAAUUUGUAAUUACACAUAUACAUGACAAUGACAUACACAUUUCAAUAGAAAUGGCAGAAAAGUGCCUAUAUUUUCGUAUUUCCAUGACUGCUUGUCAGUAGGCUACAUUCAAGCUACACUUACGCAGCUAUGUAAAAUGACCCAAGUCAAUUUCAAUACAUAUUAAAUGUUUAUAAGUCUUAAAAAGGGAGCAAGUCUAUUUCCAGUUGUUUGAGGUGAACUGAAAUGUUAUUUGAACGCACAAUAACGAUAUCUUAAAGGGCAUCAAGAUCUCGUGCUACCUCGGACUGUUCGUACCUAAAAUGUUUACUUUUAUGUAAUUUUUAAUGUCCUGUCCAAGUAGCCCAGAAGGGCGGAACAAAAAUGAAGGCAAGGGGAAAAACACGCAGGCUGUGUUUCAAAACGUACCGAGCCGCCUUAGUAGACAGCAUUUUCAGCAGCGAGGGCGUGCUCAGAAUCCGUUCAGCUAAAUGAACUAACCCGCUCUCGAACGUGCUUGUCUAGAAUUUUGAACUCAAUUCCAAAAGCGCUACCGAAUGCUGUCUAGUUAGGCGACUCACUAUGUUUUGGUCCACCGCCUUGUUCUCAUGAAUCCCCAUUGGUCAGACUAAAGCUCUUGCUGCCACAAUACUGCACACACGUGACCCAUCUUUUCUGUACACACACACACACACACACACACACAUUCACAGUAAAACACAGCAGGCACUUAAAAGCCAACGCCAUGGCGCUUUGACCACCAAUUUCACCCCAUAUCCAAACAAUCACUAUGAACCCUCUCCGUUGACAAACACGCACUAUCCCACGGCUAAUGGCGAGCGCGCUGCAGAUGAAGCACUCCAGUCUGGAGCACACACGGAAGCGCGCAAUAGAUCCACGGCGGAGGCAAGCUGCACUCUCAUUCCUCAGCAACAUCUCUCUGGACGGACGACCCGUGCAGGAUGACGGGGAGGAUCAGACCGAGGACGAGGACAGCUCCAGGACUACACAGAGCCUGGUUUCUGCAGUGGGCCAGCAGGCAUUGGCCGCAGCAGCGAACCAGGCUCUCAGCAGUGCCCGAGCUGCUGGUUUCAUGGCUGGGAUCACGGGUCCCAGCGCGGCCGCCGCUGCUGCUGCUCCUCCUCCUCCUCCAGCGUGCGGAGCGGAUGCGGAGGGGGAUGUGUGCGGCUCUCAGGUGCUCCAGUCCGUGUUCAGCUCCCCCUUUUCAGCAGUUCCGCCGGCUACGAGAGGGAGACUUCAGACGUACACUCAGGGAAUCCUGCCUGUGUCCUACCCCAGACAGUCCAGCCAGAACUACUGCUGUCUGGAGGGAGGGCAGAUAGCCAACUCAGCCCUGGAACUGCAGAGAUCCAGGCGGAGACUAAUAUCCCAGCGUUCCUCACUGGAGACUCUGGAGGAUAUUGAGGAGAAUGCCCCUCUACGCAGAUGCCGAACUUUAUCUGGUUCACCCCGACCAAAGAGUUUCAAGAAGGUCCAUUUCAUCAAAAACAUAAGACAGCAUGAUAUGCGCAAUGGAAGGAUAGUCCUUAUCAGUGGCAGAAGAUCCUUCUAUAGUGUUUUUUCUGUCCUGCCCUAUCGAGAUUGUAGCCAAACAGGGGAUGUGAAGGCAGAAAGUGGACGCCAGCGACACCCCUCGGGUGGCAUGAGUGCCAAGGAGAUGGUGAUCGGCCUGGAGGGUGUUGAAUUGGGUGCAGAUGGCAAGACAGUGUCAUACACACAGUUCCUGUAUCCAACCAAUGUCCUGGGUCGUCGAAACACCAUCGACUCCACGUCGUCUUUCUCUCAGUCUCGCAACGCCAGCCACCGCAGCCUCAGCCUGGCACGUGCCAACAGUAACCAGAGUAGCCUUGAUACCGGGAAUGAACUGGGAGAUUUCAGGGAGUACGACCCCAAUCUUCUGGAUGACCCGCAAUGGCCAUGUGGAAAGCACAAAAGAGUGCUUAUUUUUCCUUCAUACAUGACCACAGUCAUCGAGUACGUCAAACCUUCUGAUCUCAAGAAGGACAUGAAUGAGACUUUUAAGGAGAAGUUUCCUCACAUUCGUCUAACACUGAGCAAGAUCAGAAGCCUGAAGAGAGAGAUACGUAAACUGGCUCAGGAGGAGUGCGGCUAUGAGGAGUCCACGGUGGCCAUGGCUUUCGUUUACUUUGAGAAGCUGGUGCUCCAGGGUAAACUCAACAAACAGAACCGCAAACUCUGCGCGGGGGCCUGCGUCCUCCUCGCAGCCAAGAUCGGAGGAGACUUAAAGAAACACGAAGUCAAGCUUCUGAUUGAUAAACUGGAGGAGAGGUUUAGGGUGAACCGUCGAGAGCUGAUAGCCUUUGAGUUCCCCGCUCUCGUGGCUCUAGAGUUCAACCUGCAUCUUCCAGAGCAUGAAGUCAUGCCCCAUUAUAGACGCCUUCUGCAAAACUCCUAGCGACAGCCCCAUCAGGAGAGAGUCCUCCUUCUCUCCUGAUCUUCUCAUCCCAGAAAAAACGCCUAUGCACAUCGCCAAUGUCCGCUAUCAUCUCCAGAUGUUGGAAUAAAGGCACUAUUCCACUGUUCUCUUUUCAGCCAAAGUGACAACGCUAUAUUGAACGUUUGUUUCUGCUCCAAGAAGCUACUUUCUAAAGGGAGUACCUUUUCCUGGACUGUUGAUUUCUCAGUUUACUGAGGACAUUUUAAAGUGUUCAUUUGUUUUCCUACUUAUAGGGUUGUAAGUGUUAAAGCUCAAGUGUUAAAAGGAGUAGCAAAAAUUCUGUCAUCAUUUGCUCCGCAUUAUUCUCAGUUUGUAUGAUGUUAUUUUUUCCCGUGAAACACAGGAAAACUUUUGAAGAAUCUCCAUGUUGUUCUUUUCCAUACAUUGACAGUUUUUAGUGACAAUGGCAGUCAAGCUCCAAAAACACACCAUACAAUUCUUCUGAAGCCAUACAAUAACUUUUUGAGGGAUGGUUCGCUUUUUGUCUAUACAAUGAAAGUCCAUUGGGUCCAAGAAAUAUGGAUUUAAAAAAAAAAACGCUAAGACAUUUUUCAAAAAUAUCAACUUGUGUUCUAAAGAGGAAAGACAGUCAUCCAGGUUUGGAACGAGUAGAUAAUGACAGAAUUUUAAUUUGUGUAAAACUCCCCCUUCACCAAAACACUGACAUUUUCAUUGUGUUCCAUGAAAAAAGAACAGCAUACCGGUUGGAACAUCGAGUAAAACGAGUCGAGGGUGAGCAAAUCAUGACAGAACUUUUAUUGUUUGACUUUUCACAAAAACUGGCCAUUUCUAUCAAGUUUGGACUGUUUGAUUUCACAUUCUUUCUAGUGGUUACAGUAUUCCUGUAUUUUUCCAUUCUUCUGCAUAUUUCCUUAAUCCCAAAGUUUGACACUCUGCCAAAUCUGACUAAUUUCGCUGCACUCGAUCACUCUCGGUUGAAAGCCUUAAAAAAUAGUCGAAUGAUCCUGAACUCUGGCAAGUAUGUGACUGUUCCUUAUGUACGACAAGUGCACUUUUCAGGUCUCGUGAAUGGCAGACCUUUAUGGCAUCUGCAGAAGUUGUAGGUGGAGGGGUUUUCAUCUCGUUUCUCAUUUAAAUUCAUUUCAGCCAGCAGUCCCUCUGUUAGUGUAACCACCAAGCAAAAAUAUGUUGCGGACAGUAAGAGCGGCAUCUGUGGUGGGACUUUUAUACAGUUCUUAAGGGGUACAUUUACGUACCUUUGUCGUGUUUUUUUUUUUUUUACCCUUGUGUGUUGACUUUGACAGUUUAGUGGUGUGGCUUGCUGCACUCAUGGUUACUGUGGUCGUGCUCUAUGUUAGAGUGGAUUCUGAGCACAUUUGUAGUGCUACACUGUAUGAAGCAACAUCAGGUCAUACCGCUGAUAAUCAACGCUAUUUUGCCUAACUAGGCUCAACAGUGGUGGGAAUAAAAUCUGUAUGACUAAUAUGCUACGGUGUUGACUAAUGCAUGUACACCAAAGCAGUGUUAAACCUGCGUUUGACUUGUAAACGCUUCUUUUUGAUUUGAUGAAUGUUUUAAAUCCCUUUCCUCUGAACCAGAUAUGUUCUAUCACCAUUGGUGGUACAGAAUUGUAUGUAAGCUGAAUUUUAUCUCACAGCGCACAGACUGUGUUACUACAUUCAUAAUCCCGUUUUUAAACGUGUAAAGUGUAUAAUGUUCACUAUGCACUACUCAGUUCCAUAAAUCAGUUAUAAACAACAGUUAGAGAUUGAUACAAAAUAAAAUCAGUUGAAAAGUAUCUAAUAGCAGAAGGAGUUAAACACUUUUAGAAGAGUAAUGGCAAACUUGCAUUUAACCAUUUAACUCUAAAAUGAAUAAUGCCUGGAAUGAGAAGAGUUAUAAAAGAACAAGAUUUGGCCUUGUGAAAUGCACUUUAGGAUUUGUUAGCAAGUGACUGGGAUGCCCAAAACAGAUGAAACAUUUGUACAAUGCAGAUACAUUUGUGUAAAUAUGCUGCUUUGCUUGUUCAAUAAAAAGCUAAAUUUUAAA
Molecule: messenger RNA, 6454 nt
Organism: Onychostoma macrolepis
Lineage: Eukaryota; Metazoa; Chordata; Actinopteri; Cypriniformes; Cyprinidae
Gene: cables1
Product: Cdk5 and Abl enzyme substrate 1
Exons: 10
Coding region: 2798-4402 (534 amino acids)
Biological process (GO): regulation of cell cycle; nervous system development
Cellular component (GO): cytosol
Source: RefSeq, a predicted model, not a curated record